AAACUGACCUCGAACAUACAGACGCACACAAUUCACUCUUCCAAAUAAAAGGGUCAUUAUGAAGCUGUUGGGAUAAACUGUUACUUUACAUGCAUGCCACUACAGGUGGAGUGAUGCUCCUUUAAAGUAAUGUUCUUCUGGUAGUAUAAGCUGUGUCUCAGUCAAUAAUGGACUGACUAGAAGACCCACAGAGCCAAGACAUUGAGCAUGAGGUGGGGUAGAACUUGGACAGGUUGCCAGUUAAUCACCAGGCACCACAGACUCAUACCUAGAGGCAUUUUAGAGGCCCCAAUUAACCUGACAGUCAUGUUUUUGAGUGGGAGGAAUCUGGAGAACCAACACAUGCACUGGGAGAAUUUGCAAACUCAGUGCAGAAAGAUGCCUGAUGGGAUUUGAACCCAGGAUUUUUUUUUAGUACAAAGCAACAAUAUGCAGCAUAUUGUUAUAAUUGAUAAAAUACAUAAUACGAUGACCCUUGUUAUUAAUAUGGAAUGACUCAGAACAUUGACAGUAGUAUCUAACGACUGAAGGUCCUUUUUAUGGGGCUAGCUAUAAAUUACAUAUACAGGUACAUCAAAAAUAAUUAGAACAUUAUGAAAAAGUUCAAUGUUUUUUGUCAUUUCAAAGGGGAAACUUGUAGAUUUAUUACACAGUGAAAUAGUUCAAGACUAUUUCUUGUAAUUUUGUUGAUUUGGGCUGGCAGAAAAUGAAAACCAAUAAUUAGAAUAUUUUGAAAAAGUUAAAUAUUGGAAACUCAUGGUGUCAUACCCAAACGUUCAUAGAAAGUUGAGUGGAAGGAAAAAGUGUGGAAGGAAAGGUCCACCAGCAUCAGGGAUAAACACAGCCUUGAGAGGAUUAUCAAACAAAAUCCAUUCAUUAAUUUGAAGGAGAUUUACAGGGAGUUCGCUGAGGCUGGAGUCAGCGCAUCAAGAGUGACCAUGCACACAUGGGAUAGAAAUGUAACAUUAAUCAAGUGAGACCACUCCUAAACCAGGGCCUGGUCUGUUGCUCAGUUGUCCAAAACCCUCUUUUCAGAUGAAAGUAAAGUUUGCAUUUCAUUUGGAAAUCAAAAUCCCAAAGUCUGGAGAGAAAGUGGAGAAGCACAAAAUCCAUGUUGCUUGAAGUACAGUGUAAAGUUUCAACAGUCAGUGAUGAUUGGGGGUGUCAUGUCAUCUGCUGGCAUUGGUCCACUGUGAUUUUUGAAGUCCAUUGUCAAGGCAGCCAUCUACCAGGAAAAUGUAAAGGACUUCGAGUUUCCUUCACCUGCUGAGCUUUGAAGAGCUGUUUGAUUCCCCUGUGCUUGAGUGACAAGCAGACUGGUCUGACCUGAACCCCAUGAAGAAUCUAUGGAGUAUUGUCAAGAGGAAGAUGAGAGACACCACACUCAACGACGCAGAUAACCUAAAGGCGGCUAUAAAAACAACCUGGACUUCCAUCACACCUCAACAAAACCAGAGUUUGAUCGCCUCCAUAGCACGCCGCAUUGAUGCAGCAAUUCAUACAAAAGGAGCCCCAACCAAGUAUUGAGUGCCAAGAAAUAAAAAAUAUUAUUUAGAAGCCUGACACUUCUGUUUAAAAUAUCAUAUUUUUAAGCCCGUUUUAAUAUGCACCUGUAUAUAUAUCUCCUUUUUCAGCAAGUAACUACAUACAGAAAAAAAAAUCUAUAACUAUUUGCACAGUCUUGAACAGCAUCUUGCAUUUGUAUCCACGUAGCUUGACGUAAAAUCCGUGCAAACAUGCGGCGUCUGUUGUCCGACCAGCUCUUUAAUAAACCUGCCUUACCAGGCCUGGCCUGUAGAGGGCACCGUUUCCCGUAUUAGCAGAGUGUGAGCGUGUGCUUCCCUGCGUGUUUUUAGUGUGAGCCACACUCAGUGUCUCUGCUACUUCAGGAGCAACAAACUCUGGUCUUCUAUGUUAGGAACUCUAUGCAUAAACACCAGCCCGUCUGCUGGUUCUGAUUCUGUUCCUUGCCCAGAAUGGAUCUGGGUUUUAUAAUAACUUAGCUGUUCUCGACCUGUUGGAACUAGACUCUCUUUGCUCUUCAGGACUCGUUAGAACCGGCUUGGACAUGGAGGACCUGAUCCGGCUCUCCGAUCAGGACCUGCAGAGGUUCGGUAAGGAGGAUCUGAUCCGGACGCUGAGAACUCUGCAGAAUCGGAACUCGGACAUGAUGCUGGAGCACGGCAAACUGAUGAAGGACGUGAACCGGAACCUGCAGGUCCACCUCCAGGAGAUCCGGAGCCUGAAGGAGGUGAACCAGAAGCUGCAGGAGGACAACCAGGAGCUGCGGGAGCUCUGCUGCUUCCUGGACGACGACCGGCAGAAGGACAGGAAGGUGUCCCGGGAGUGGCAGCGCUUCGGACGCUACACGGCCGGCGUGCUAUGGAGGGAUCUGGGGCUGUACCAGCAGAAGCUCACCGAGCUGGAGGCCGGGCAGGAGGCGCUGAGGGCGGAGAACGCCGAGCUGAAGGAGAUCGUCCUCAUGCUGGACGAGGAGAGAAACGGAGCGGGCUCCCGGAGCUCCAUCGACAGCCAGUCCAGCCUUGGCCACCUGAGCGGGCCGGUGCCGCCACGGGACGGAGGGGACGGUAGCAGCGGGGGGAGUCCAGACCACCAUACCCCGUACCUGAAAGGCUGUGGGGGGAAGGAAGGCCCUCUGAGGAGGUCCAUGGAUGAUCUGUCACUGCACAAAGGUUCUGGAGUCAGUGAGUGCUACAUGAGAGAGCUGGAGAACAAGGUGAGGAUCCUGGAGGAGGAAAACAAACUGCUGAUAAUUCAGAACUGUCCUCGGACUCCCAGUGGAGAACUGUCCCCCACAGGGUUCUACCUCCCACUGGGACAGAAACCUGAAGCUGUAGUCCAUGCCAUGAAGGUGCUGGAGGUUCAUGAGAAGCUGGACAGUCCGAACUCGAGGGAAUACGAUGAAGACCUCAAUGAGAAGGAGAAAGCCAUCGUCAGGGAGAUGUGCAACGUGGUUUGGAGAAAGCUGGGCGAUGUUGCUGGCUCAAAGUUCUCCGUUCGACAGCAGCUGUCAGAAAACCAGCUCCAAGGACCAGUACAGUAGCAGACACCACCAUCAAACCCAGAGCAUAAUCGUCAAGUGGAAGUGGUAGUCUGCAGUAGAUGAAAAAGGAACUGCUUUUACUACAUACAGGGGUUUGACAAUGAAGCUGAAACACCUGUCAUUUUAGUGUGGGAGGUUUGAUGGCUAAACUGGACCAGCCUGGUAGCCAGUCUUCAUUGAUUGCACAUUGCACCAGUAAGAGCAGAGUGUGAAGGUUCAAUUAGCAGGGUA
This is a messenger RNA of Girardinichthys multiradiatus, 3295 nucleotides long. Its product is annotated as coiled-coil domain-containing protein 85C-A-like. The record is from RefSeq and is a predicted model, not a curated record. The transcript is spliced from 5 exons. Lineage: Eukaryota; Metazoa; Chordata; Actinopteri; Cyprinodontiformes; Goodeidae. Gene Ontology annotation, cellular component: apical junction complex. The coding region runs from base 2069 to 3064 and encodes 331 amino acids.